AUGCCGCCAUCGAUCUUCCUCAUCCUCUCACUACUGCUCGCGUCCACCAGCGGACAAGCACCUACUCCGGGGUCGUCGGUGCCCGGCUCGUCUGCGCCCGGCUCAUCGGCCACUGCCCCCGGACCUGCGCCUCUGUAUAACUUUGUACCAUACAAUGUAUGGUACCGGAGAAUGUAUGGUAGCGGACAAGCACCGGUGCCCUCGCCCGAGCCGGUUGCUGGGGCCGUCACCGCGGCCGAGGAAGCUCAGUACUUCGACACCAGCGGACAAGCACCGGUACCCUCGCCCGAGCCGGUUGCUCAGUACGUCGACACUAGCGGACAAGCACCGGUACCCUCGCCCGAGCCGGUCGCUCAGGGGGCAGCCAACGGCGAUCCCCACCUGAUGCUGGCUCACGGAGGCAAGGCGGACUUCCGCGGCACCGACAAGGGCAUCUACAACUUCCUCUCGGCCAAGAACCUCUCGCUCAACGUGAUGACAGAGUUGGCCGACUUUUACCUGCACGACACGGACCACCCUCGCCACAAGCUCGUGCACGGCUCCUUCCUCACGCAGGCGCACGUCGUUGCGUUGACCGGCGGCGGGCGCACUGUACACGCUUCGUACUGGGCGAGCAAGAUCGGUCCGCUCAACAUCGGGUGGAUCAACGCGACCAUCGACAACCAGCAGGCAUUCUCGCUCGGGCCGCACACGACCAAGGUGGUCGACGACGUCUCGCUGCACAUGGACUACUCCUCGCUGCAUGUCACCACUGGCGAGUGGGAUCUGGCGGUCACGCCGCAGGCCGUCGAACGCUCGGUGGCGGGGCCCGUGCGGCGCAUCGAUGUGCAGAUGACGCCGCGCGUCGCCGAAUCCAAGUUCUCCGUGCCGCCCCACGGCGUGAUUGGCCAGUCGUGGGACGGCGACAACAAGGCCGUCUUCGGCGAUGAGGACGAGUUCCCUGUGCGCGGCGAGUACACGACGAGCGCGAUGGCCGAGGGGGCUAUCGAAGGCGUGCCGACCGACUACCUGAUGUCCUCACCCUACGCCACCGACUUCAAGUAUUCGCGCUUUAGCCUCGCCCAUGCCUCCCCGCGCGACGUGUCCAAGCUGACCGGCCGCGUUUGGGCAGCUGUGCCUCUGGCUGGUAACGGUGCCGGCGUCAUGGAGAAGGAGAUGGAGUUGUCGGCAGGGCAGGUUGCCUGA
Molecule: messenger RNA, 1185 nt
Organism: Emiliania huxleyi CCMP1516
Lineage: Eukaryota; Haptophyta; Isochrysidales; Noelaerhabdaceae
Exons: 1
Coding region: 1-1185 (394 amino acids)
Source: RefSeq, a predicted model, not a curated record